This is a messenger RNA of Dictyostelium discoideum AX4, 360 nucleotides long. RefSeq lists its product as hypothetical. Bases 1 to 360 code for a protein of 119 amino acids. The transcript has a single exon. Lineage: Eukaryota; Evosea; Eumycetozoa; Dictyosteliales; Dictyosteliaceae. The record is from RefSeq and is a predicted model, not a curated record.
AUGAAUUCAAAAAUUAAAAAAUCAAAUUCAGUCAAUGAAACCAAUCAAAUUCAACCAAAUGUACAAACUGAUAUUUCAAUUGAUAUAGAUUUUAAUAAGGUCUUUGCAGAUUUGGAAAAUAUUUUUAAAGGUACUCCAAAUUGUUCACAAUCUGAUUUCACUCAAGGUGUUGUAAAUCAUUAUGUUGCUCAAAAUUUAAAUGUUUUCAUUUGUCAUCCAGUUCAUAAAUGUGAUAAUUAUGAAGCAAAACAUCAUUAUGAAUUUAAAACAAAUCUUAUUCAAUCAAAAGGAUAUGACAUUUAUUUAGCUCAUCGUGGUAAACCAAUGGUUGCAACAAAUUUUGGUGAUGGUAAUAUCUAA